AUGGCUGAUUUUAUGUGUCCACCUGGAUGGACUACAUCAUCUAGAUAUUUGGCCAAGCAUUAUUCUGGAUGUUUCUAUCAAGGGAGCAAAUACAAAAACAUCCUGACUUCCCCAGCAAGAGUGAAUCCUUUUACAGAUAGUACAGGUGAUAAUGAGUGGGAUUCCUAUGCCACCACGACAAAGACGGCGUUCACACCCAAGAGAGGAGCCAUGUCUUCUUCCAUUCGUCAUAAAGGUAACCGAAGAUUAGGAUUUACAUACUCACUUAGUGAUCCUCUGACUCAGACACUGUACAGAGAUGAGUAUGUUUGGAAAUGCUCUUCUAAAGACAAUUUAACAAAGGAAGAUCAAUCUCAUCCUGAUAAGGACUUCAUUCAGUGGACCCUCCCUAAAGGACAUCUGAGCACAAAACUAACGCCCUGCCCCCCUAGGACAAUCUCAGCAUCCAUGGAGGAGGUGAAGAGAGCAAUAGCCAAUCAGUUCCUUUCCCAUACUAAAAGAGACUUUGUGGAUGUUUCUAAAGCUCAGAACAUGAAGGAAAGUUGCCCAAUGACUCUGGAAUGGAAAACGAACCUUCCCCGACCUCUAGAUACUGAGUUUCGAAGGAAUUACCAAAUUCCAGCUAAAAUUCCAGAGCUACAGGAUUUCAGUUUUCGGUAUAGAUGCUAUGCGCGCCUGCCGGUUGCUUCUCAGGGUCUAGUCCCUAUAGUGCUGAACAGCUAUAUUAAUAAUCAGGAACGCAUAAAGAAGCAGACAUCCUACCAGAGUGACUACGGGAAAGCCUACAUGGACUUCCUGAUGAUUUUAAACUCCUUUUCUCCUUCUCAAGUCAGUGAGUACCUGCAGAGUGUUUCUGACAGAGACAGGCAAAUUCUUGACCGCUUUCUUCAUUCGCACAGUUACACGAGCAAGAAAAAAAAUGGGAAGAGCACCAACUCAAUGAAGAAAGCCAGCACAUCCAUGGGAGCUCCAGAAUCUAUCUAGUUGUAUUCACAAUACUCAAGGAAAAAAUAAGACACAAAUUGAUUCAGAUUUUAUUUCGCUUUAGUUUUUCAUACAAGUUAAAAUUCUUGAAGGCUACAAAUUGUCCUCUGCAUAUAACUUCAGUUGCAUGUGAGAUAUUUUCCUAUCAGGUCUUUUC
This is a messenger RNA of Perognathus longimembris pacificus (Pacific pocket mouse), 1141 nucleotides long. RefSeq names its product testis expressed 26 (gene Tex26). The record is from RefSeq and is a predicted model, not a curated record. Bases 1 to 984 code for a protein of 327 amino acids. The transcript is spliced from 8 exons. Lineage: Eukaryota; Metazoa; Chordata; Mammalia; Rodentia; Heteromyidae. Gene Ontology annotation, cellular component: cytoplasm.